UUAUCGUGCAGUGAAAUGGAGGGAAAAUUUGGCGCCAUUAUCGAGAUGCUCUCUAGUCUUCCUCUAUUUAAAGCCGUUUCACCUUCUUCUAACCCCACACAGACCUGCGUCAAUUUCAGGUUCAAUUCUCAUUUCUCCCGAACCCUAACAAUGGCGCAGAACUGCCCCUCAGAAGACAAUGUAUCGUUGCGGUCGCCCAAGGUACCAAAGCUUGCUCAUGAGAGCGGUGAGUCUGAAAGAUUUAGCUAUUCAUCGACGCUUCUCAGAGUAAAGAAACUGUCCGAUAAUGCCGUGUUGCCAUCGCGAGCCUCCGCUCUCUCCGCUGGUUACGAUCUCUCCAGUGCAAAAGAUACGAUUAUCCCUUCUCGAGGAAGAGGCUUGGUUCCGACUGAUUUGAGCAUCGCGAUUCCGGACGGAACUUACGCUCGAAUUGCACCGCGUUCGGGUUUGGCUUUGAAGCAUGCGAUCGAUGUUGGUGCGGGUGUGAUAGAUGCUGAUUACAGAGGCCCCCUGGGAGUAAUAUUGUUCAAUCACUCUGAUGCGGAUUUCGAGGUGAAAAUGGGCGACAGAAUCGCUCAACUGAUUCUUGAGAAAAUUGUGACGCCUGAGGUGCUCGAGGUCGAGGAUUUGGAUUCCACUCUCCGAGGUGAAUCUGGCUUCGGCUCUACAGGUGUUUGAGAAAUCUCUAACUGCUUAGAAAUGGCGGACUUGCAGUUCUUUUUCCCAUUUUGCAUCGUUUAUCGUUGAAUACAUGAUCAUCAGACAACGAAAAAGAACUUUCUUCUGUAUCUUGCUACUUCAAUAAACGAAUUACCAAAUUUACAUCUAUUUGCAACUACUAGAUGAGAUGCCUGCU
Cucurbita maxima (winter squash) is the source of this 856-nucleotide messenger RNA. Its product is annotated as deoxyuridine 5'-triphosphate nucleotidohydrolase. Gene Ontology annotation, biological process: dUTP catabolic process; dUMP biosynthetic process. Gene Ontology annotation, molecular function: dUTP diphosphatase activity; magnesium ion binding. The record is from RefSeq and is a predicted model, not a curated record. Lineage: Eukaryota; Viridiplantae; Streptophyta; Magnoliopsida; Cucurbitales; Cucurbitaceae.